Messenger RNA from Humulus lupulus (European hop), 924 nucleotides. Its product is annotated as peptidyl-prolyl cis-trans isomerase. Gene Ontology annotation, molecular function: peptidyl-prolyl cis-trans isomerase activity. Lineage: Eukaryota; Viridiplantae; Streptophyta; Magnoliopsida; Rosales; Cannabaceae. The record is from RefSeq and is a predicted model, not a curated record. The transcript has a single exon. Gene Ontology annotation, biological process: protein folding; protein peptidyl-prolyl isomerization. Bases 97 to 615 code for a protein of 172 amino acids.
UCCACGCACCCUAGGCCAUUACCCUAGCAACUCUGAUCUUCUUAGAUCUUCACUGAAAAAAGUAUCUUUUGAAGUAUAGCAAAAUCUUCUCUUUCAAUGGCAAACCCUAAGGUGUUUUUCGAUAUGGCGAUCGGCGGCGCACCAGCCGGAAGGAUCGUCAUGGAGCUCUACGCCGAUUGCGUUCCCCGCACCGCUGAGAACUUCCGUGCUCUGUGUACCGGUGAGAAGGGGAUCGGAAAGAGUGGAAAGCCCUUGCACUUCAAGGGAUCCUCCUUCCACCGUGUGAUCCCUGAUUUUAUGUGCCAGGGAGGUGAUUUCACCGCCGGAAACGGUACCGGAGGUGAGUCGAUCUACGGCUCCAAGUUCGCCGACGAGAACUUCGUCAAGAAGCACACCGGUCCCGGCAUUCUAUCCAUGGCUAAUGCUGGCCCUAACACCAACGGAUCUCAGUUCUUCAUCUGUACAUCCAAGACUGAGUGGCUCGAUGGGAAGCACGUCGUUUUUGGCCGUGUCGUUGAGGGUAUGAACGUGGUGAAGGACGUGGAGAAGGUUGGCUCCAGCAGUGGUAGGACCUCUAAGCCAGUGACGAUCGCUGACUGUGGCCAGCUCUCUUAGAUUUCUCGGCCGUGGCGGUCUAAACAAAGUCUAUUGUGGGUCGGUCUCUUCCGCAAAUAGUUUAAUUUCAAUUUAGUAAUGGUCUUUCUUUUUUAUCUCCCUAUCUUGUUUUAGGCUUAUGGGAUGUGACUAUGGCUAUAUGGUGGUAACGGGUUCUCUUACUGAGACCACAUGGAUACUGCUUUUUUUUUUUUACUCUUUUUUUCGUUUCUUGCUCUCCAUGUUAUCUGGGUCUGGUGGUUCUGAGACUUCUAUUACCUGUUGAAAUGAGCUAUCUUAAAUAAGAAAGAAAAUAGGUCCUUUCUGUUA